CUUUCUCAUUGCUCCUUCCUACAGUAGGUACCUACCGACAUUAAUGUAAAAUACGGGGGGCACGUGGGUGCUAGAGCAUUUUAUGAAGUACCUACCUACCUAACCUACAAUGUACCUAAUGUAAGGUAGAGCCCAUGAGAUGGUUCCUUAGUACAUGUAUCAUGUACGUCGUUGAUCUAAAGAUUCAAUUAUAAAGAUGUUGGCCUAGCCCGAUUAACUAUAACCAACUAUAACAUUAUAGCGUCAUGGUAUCAUCUAAGCUAACAAAACAUCACCAAGCUUCCAACAAUGUCCGGUCAAUUAGCCUCUGCGCUUGCGCCGAUGCACGCCCAGGUUUUAAAUCGAGUCUUGCUUUUUUCUCAUUCGACAGCCACGUUCGAAAAUACGGAAAUACCAGAAUAACCCAGUAAGGUCGUGCAGGACGAGGGGAGAUGGCCUCUGCCUCUGCCUCCGCCUCCGCCUCCGGGCCUUCCCCAACGCUGGGACCCUCUCUCAAUCUGCGAGGAUCCUCGCCCGUGCCAGACCGCCCGCUAUCGCUAUCGAGGUUAUCAUCCCAAGAUAGGCUCAGCGGUAUUCUCGAGACUGCUAGAGAGCGUGCCGAUACCAUUGGUUCGCAGACGUCGGGACGGAGUGCGAGGAUGAGCUUUCAGCGUGUACUAAAGCGGGAUGAUGAUGGCGCACCUGACGAAACUACGAUUAUUGCGACUGCGCGCGGCAAUGCGACAAAUUACCAGAGCAUGCGAACGUCGCCCAAUCCGAGAAAUAGACGGCCCGUGGAGCAAUCCGAACUCGACUGUCCGGUAACAAAUGGCACAAAUGGCACGAACUGCACGAACGGCACGAACGGCGUAUCUCCCCAUACGAACGAGAAGAAGAAUUGGUUAAAACACUGUCUCAGUGGCGUGUGGUCGGUAGAGUUGGAGAAUAAAGGAAGCGUAGCUAGGGACCAUCUGGCAUUGGAGCGAACAUUUCUCGCCUGGCUUCGAACAUCGCUUUCAUUCGCAUCUAUCGGAAUAGCCAUCACCCAGCUAUUCCGUCUAAACGCGACGAUAGCGCCGGACGACCCCCAUUUUCAGACGAUUCGCCACAUAGGAAAGCCGCUCGGUGCCACUUUCAUAGGUAUAUCCAUAUUGAUUCUAUUGCUGGGAUAUCGUAGAUACUACCAAGGCCAGCAAUGGGUGAUCAAAGGGAAAUUCCCUGCCUCGAGGGGGACAAUAAUAAUCGUCUCGUUGGUCGCAUGUGCGCUUAUAGUUGUCAGCUUGUUUGUGGUUCUAUUUACGCAACCUACGAGUGUGGGAUCAAGCUAAGCUGCCGAUAUGGCGGGUUUGAAAUCGGAGUUCGGAAUCAUGAUAAUAUUGAGGAAUGAGAAGAAACUUAGGAUUGAUGAGACUUGGCUGGAUAGGCUCAUUCGUUUGACUAAUAUCUUGGGAAGGCUGUAAUUUAUAAUCGUUUCCAUGUAAUGAGUAGGUACCUUGGGUAAUUAUCGUGAAUUUUGAGCGGUGGUUAUAGAUUGUCUACAUGUAGGAAAUCUACGGAAUAGCUAGAAUCUAUUAUUAUCAUCAAUCAAAAAAAGCCUUUACUCCA
Molecule: messenger RNA, 1584 nt
Organism: Daldinia decipiens
Lineage: Eukaryota; Fungi; Ascomycota; Sordariomycetes; Xylariales; Hypoxylaceae
Exons: 3
Coding region: 432-1307 (291 amino acids)
Source: RefSeq, a predicted model, not a curated record